CCCUGCCCCUGCCCCCCCCCACACCCUCUCUCUUCUUUGAGGGUGAUCGGACGGGGCCGAGGCCUGCGGGCGCCCUGGGCCGGCCUUGCUAGGCCAUGUUAAAGCCUGUCUAGAGGGGCCCGGGGAGAGAGAGCGAGCGAGCGAGAGACAGACAGACACAGAGACAGACCGAGAGACAGACAGACAUGGCAGGGAGCUGGCACGACGUGUUGGCCGACCAGGCCGAGCUGCUGCUGGGGCGGCUGGAGGAUGGAGUGUGGGCCGGCCUGGGCCUCCUGCGGACCCGCCUGGGCCUCGACUUGGGGCUGGAGCCGUGGCUGAAGCGGCAGCCCCCCGGCUCGGCCGGCCUGGCCCUCGUCCUCCUCCUCCUCCUGUUGCUGCUACUGCCGCCCGUGCUCUGGGCCCUGGGCCGCCGCCUCCUCUUCCCCAGGAAGCGGCCCAGCUCCCCCCAGCAGCAGCAGCAGCAGCAACAGGCUGGGGGCCGGAGGGGCGGCAGCGGAGGCGCCCGGAACAGGGAGAAAACCCCGGGAGAUGUCCAGCAGCAGCGGAUCGAGGAGCAGAAGAGGAGAAACAAGAGAAAGGAGAAGCCAAAGAAAUCACAGCCGAAUGGGCGAGCCGGAAGUGAACCAUUAGAAGAGGAAAUUCUUCACCCGUUUGAAAAGCUAAUCGUCAAACAGCUCGAUACUGAAAAGAAAACGGAAAAGACAAAGAAAAACAAGAAGAAGCCAAAGGCAGAGAUGAAGCAACUGCAGGAUGAGCCACAGAACUGGGCUGAAGGUAAAGAAACUGAUGAAGGGGCAUGGGAAACCAAAAUCAGUAGCCGGGAAAAGCGUCAACAGCGCAGACGUGAUAAAGGCAUCAAUGAAACUUCCUCUGUGGAUUCUAGCCUACCUGCAGUUGGAUCCGAAGCUGUUCCUGCACAGCAACACACGGUAGCCUCAGCUGGGCUGGGCCCUCGGAAGACCAAAGGAGUAGAAACUGCAGUUGCUCCCGGGUGGGGUGAACAGCUAACAGUGAAUGGAGGAAGCUGGUGUGAUAUCCCAGUGAAGCUGCCCAGUCAGGUUAAUGCGACUAAGGAUGAUAAAUGGCGACAAAUGCCAGUAUUGGCAAAUGCAAAAAGAAGUCCAGAUCAACCUGCUUGGGGCCAGGAAGGCGGUGAUACCAAUGCAGGGACAAAAGAAUGGGCAGUACCCUUAGUCGAUAAGACUUGGAGUGAGCAUGCACUUUUCCCCAGCAUUGGGGCUUGGGCUGGUGUCAAUGACAGGAUGAAUACCUCAGAGCAGAAACCUCCUUUCUCAAAUGUGGGGACGAAAGCUGCGGUGGCCGGUGCCUCCAGUGAGCCAGCCUCCCAAUCAAGCACUGCUGAUCCUCACUGGGAUGCUAACCCUGCUCCCAGCCCUAUUGACGAUGCCUGGUCUGGAAUAAAUGGAACUUCAACAGCUGAUCCAAGCUCUGACUGGAAUGCUCCAACGGAAGAAUGGGGAAAUUGGCUGGUGGAGGAACCGGCUCCAACUGCGCAGCCUGAAGAUGUCAUUUCAGAAACUCAGAAGUUGUCAGAUGAAGAUAAAGAGAAAGUGGACUCGGGUUUGCAAGGUUCAGCAAACAAUAAAUCAAAGAAGAAGAAAAAGAAGAAGAAAAAGGGCGAAGAGGCCACUGCUCCUGCACAAGAGACUGAGGAGCAAGAGAAGGAGUCCAUUAGUGGAGACCAGGAACAGCUUGUUGUACAAGACCAGCCCGAAAAGGAGACUGCUGCACCUGUUGAAACAAUAUGCACUAGUGAACCAGCUGAGGUUGAAGAGGCACAGCCAGUAGAAGUUGCCGAAGAGCCAGCUGUAAUUGUGGAAAAUUCUUCCCAGGAUAUCACUUCCCAAGUGCCAGAUACACUAUCAGAGACGGAAACAUCUGUCUCUGUCACUAAACAGAAUAACCUGCCUCCUUCACAAGCAAAAUCUGAAGAAAACUGGGAGUCACCGAAGCAGAUCAAGAAGAAGAAGAGAGCAAGAAGGGAAACAUGAGCUUUUUUUUUUGUAUUCAGUGGUCAGUUGUUAUGCAAAAUAAUCCUGAAGAAAAGAAAUCUGUUUAUGCAAUAAUUUGUGAAAAUGUACAGAAUUUUAUAGAAGAAAAUUUGACUGUAAUUUUUAUUAAAACUUAUUGCAAUGUGCAUGAGCAAACUUGAUUUGAUACAAUGUAACAAACUUCAAGUGAAACACACCGAUGCUGUCUACAGCCACGUUCAUGCUGGGUCUAAGUUUGUUGACACUAGGAAACAUGCUAUUUUUGUCCUUUAAUUUUUUUCUUAAGGGUUUGGGGGAAAAAAAAAUCUGUGCAGAACCAAAUCAUAACAUUGUGACCAUUGGCUCCACGCUAGAGAUUCGCGACUAAAGUUGACUUUUAACUUCAGAAACUGGGCCGUUACGAAGGGUGAUUUCUAGGGAGAGUCAUGCUUUUCUGUUUUUCUCAUAUACACACACACACACACACACACACACACACACACACACACACACACACAAACUUGGGUUUGCUUUCAAAGGAAUGGAAAAGCUGCAGUCAUUCUUGGGAGGGAGCAGGAGAGUCUUUGAAUUACGGAAGGCACAUCACUUUAGAAAAACACAUAGUCAAACACUUUGAACAUGGUGUUCAAACGGUAUAGGGUUGAGCGUAAAGCAAAAGAUAAAAAGGGAAGGAGACAUUUAGAUAGCUUUAAUAUUUGUGGACAGAAUUACAAUUUAUAUCAGGAAUGACAUUUUACUGCCUUAACCUGUAGUGUAUAGAGAGAAAGGUGUUUAGAUAACAAAGGGAUAUUACAGUUUUCUAAGAAUCAUUUAAAUGCCGAUUCAUAACAAUAGGAGGGUGGGUGGGUUGGGAUAAAUUAGCAGUUGCGUAUGGUGGGAAGCUGUUUAGCGCCAAUUAACAUUGGAGAGACACUGCAAAAUAUCCAGCUGUUUAUAGACAGAUUUUCUUUUUUUUAAAAAAAAAGUCAGUCUUGAGAUGCCAUUCCUCUACUGAUUAAAGUGGGCCUCGUCUAACCUGCAGUUCGGUUCUGCCAAAAAUUUACCCCUGCUCCCAAAAACUCGUAGGAGUUGACACCAUUCAGUAGUCAGUCACUAGACUUUGCCAAGCAGCAUGAACCCGAUGGAUACCAAUCACUUGGCAGCAGGAAGAGCUGCUGCUGGGUCCGAGGGCCUCAUUGCUAGUGCUUUCACACAGCUUAUCACUGUUAAGAAGGCUAACAACAAGAGAGGGAAGCAAAUCAAAUUGGAUAAGAGCAAACGGAAAUAAAGGGUUUAUAAAUAGCGGUCAGAGUUAAAGCACAAGUGUUUAAAAAUACAAAUUGUUAAAAUGAAAUAGUCUGGGCAGAACCUCAACCAGAGCCCUGCAGGUAAAGAUUCUAGUUUCUACUUUACAGUGUUGGCAUCUGAGUAUUGUUAGGAACGACUGGUGAAUGCUAUGCCAUGUGCAUUGUUUAAUAACUUUACCAAAUGUACAUUCUAUUGAUGAGGACCAUGGUAUUUUACACCACCUACUUGAGUUAACCUGAUCAUCGUAAGCCAUGAUUAUUGUUUUUGAAUGAGUGUGAAAUGUUCAUGCUGCACAGCGAAGAAAACGGAGCAUAAAGUUUAAAUGAGCUGAUACUAAUGGUACUUAGUCCACUAAUCUACUGUGUCAUGACUGUUACUUAGUUUGGUGACACCAGAUUGCUAAGGUUUUGCAAAGUUUAAAUAAUGAGUGUCAUUAUGCUCCCAGUAACCUGCCUUAAUUGGUUAUGACGUGGUAUUUGUUGUGCUUUCGUAAUUACCUUGAUUACUAAAGUUAAACAAAUGUAUUUAUACCUGUUUCAGAAACAUAGCAAGUAUGUUUACAUGUUCUAAAGUUUGUUAAAAUGCAAUGAAUUUCUAAGUUGAUUUGUUCAAAUAAAUUUAGCAAAUUAA
This is a messenger RNA of Carcharodon carcharias (great white shark), 3932 nucleotides long. RefSeq names its product protein LYRIC-like. Gene Ontology annotation, cellular component: nucleus. The record is from RefSeq and is a predicted model, not a curated record. The coding region runs from base 186 to 2015 and encodes 609 amino acids. Gene Ontology annotation, biological process: positive regulation of canonical NF-kappaB signal transduction; negative regulation of apoptotic process; regulation of transcription by RNA polymerase II. Lineage: Eukaryota; Metazoa; Chordata; Chondrichthyes; Lamniformes; Lamnidae. The transcript is spliced from 12 exons. Gene Ontology annotation, molecular function: transcription coregulator activity.